Messenger RNA from Amoebophrya sp. A120, 6938 nucleotides. NCBI's taxonomy places the organism in Eukaryota, Dinophyceae, Syndiniales, Amoebophryaceae. The record is from the annotation of a GenBank genome assembly.
GGAGAAACUGCGAAGAACAAGGUACCAGUUAAUAGCACCUCUAGUACAGAACUCUCGGAAGCUGCUUUGGUUCGCAUCACCAAAUUUAUCAUUAUCUAUAAAAAGACAUUGGAAUUGCAUUAUCCAAUAAAUGAAUCAAACAAAAACAGAAACGGACGAGUAUUCAUCACACUUUCAGGUACUAACAAACAACAGAGCGGGAGACGAAAACCGCUGGCGCGAAAGAGGAGAAGGAAAAAACGGAAACGAACUCGAACGAAGGAACGAAGCUGCUGCAAAAACAAUUUCGACUGGAGGAACUAGCUACAACUAGCGAAUCAUCUUGAAGAACUUCUGGGACUUCAAGAACAACCGACCACAACGAUCGAUCAUGCCCCGCCCGAAAAGCUUUGUGAGUGUGGCCGGGUCCCUACGAAAUUGUUACAGAUCGUCUCAUCUCCCUCGGGAUUUCGCUCAUUUGGUACUACGGCAUUUUAAACAUUCUAUGAAUCAGAGCCAGUAUAAUUUGGAAGCUCUCAUGCGAAAAUCAAAAUUCCCAAGCGGGAUCGGAUCCGAUAUGGAUCAACGACCACGGCGAAUUGUAGUGGAAUUUCAAUUUCUUGCGUUUUGAAUUUGAUUGUUGUUCUGCAUGAAAAGAAAUACAAAUCAGCGAUGAAACGAGGGGCACGAGGUGAUCUACACUUUCAUAAUCCGCGGUGUCCCUGUUGGCGACGCCGGUGCUCGUGGAGGCCACGCCGACGGAAGCUAUGGGUGGGAAAUGAAGUUGGCUUUGGCAUGAUUUUUUUCAUCGCUUUUUGCAUGCCAAAGUAAUUUUUCGUAGCUAAUCUGCGCAUCAGAAAUUGCAAGAAAUUACGGAAAAUCUAAAUCAUCCAGAGCCAGACAGCUAAUUUGUGUUGCAUAAAAGACAAGUACGCGUUCCUGGAGGAGUACCACGACGAGGUGGACGAGGAUGCUAUGCAAAUGAUGAAAAACUACUUACACAUUUUCAUUUUCCCCGAGAGGAGCAGGUGUUGAUGUACUUACUGGUAAACAUGUGCUGGAAUAAAGCAGCUUGUAUAUUAGCGUGUGCUGGAAUUAUAUAUAAAGCAGCUUGCAUAGCGUCUCUCUGAAGAGUCUCCAUGUUGUGCGGGCCAUAGAACACAAAAAGACAUGUACUAUCCACCUGUUCUGGGACGCCGCCGUGCUCUUCGAUGUAGUUGUAGUAGUUUUAUUGCACUUCCAUACCUACCUUGGCCUUCGAACGCGCCAAGAUGAAGCAGGCGGGCUUGCUAUCCAAGGGAAAACGGCUAUCGCGUUACUCUGGCUUUCUAGCAUACCAAUACGGACAAGCAUCACUGUCUUCUUGCAGGGAAUACGACAAAAAAAACCGCGAUCAGUUCAUGAAAACGGAAGCAGAAUCGAUGAGCAUGUUGAGAUUUUGUGGCAGUUGCAGUACAGUCCUUGGUUCUCGACGUUGUGUGCAAGGAAUAUACAAAAAAGCACAAGUACCUCGAUCAUCGUCUUGUUGUGAAUGUACAAGAACUAUAGCGGAAGAAUUUGAAUUCGUCAUGCUUCGCUGGUGACCGAAGCAAGAGAUAGCAAGAUGCGUAGACCGCACAGAUCUUCGAAGUAGCGAUGGCCGUUUUCCUAUGCAUACUUCAAGGUGCCCGGCGUGGCGACGGGAACCGGUCGCACGGGGUCGAAAGGCUACAAGGGCGGACGGUUAUGGAACUAAAAUUGUAUCGUCAACUUGCACUUUGGCAAGCCGUGUGGUUUAUUUGUCGUGCAUGAAGAAAGACGAACCCGAGGCAGCACAGCAAGAAUAGAAAUACAAAUAGAAAAAAGACCUAUCAUGGGGAGCCGCAGGAGACGCUGCAGGCGGUGAAAUAGGUGGGCUAGGCACGGAACAUUGAUUAUGUAAUGUGUAGGAGAAAAAGAUGGACAAAGAGAAAGAGCAAGAAAGGCUGAAGCAUGAGGAUUUUAUCUUCGUGAGGUAGAUACAGGACGAGAGGUCUAUUUUCUAUCGACCAAUACGACGCUAAAAGUGAUAAAUUAACAUUGAAGACGAAAAUAAUUGCUGCAUGACAAAAACUACCAAUACCACACGGCUAGCCUUUUCGUGUUGGAUAAAAUCGUCGCAAGAACCGGAGGAACAAGUACUGCAAAUUCUAAUUCAAUUUCUAUGCAAGGUUUCAGAGAAUAUGCGUAUUUCUAGAACUGCAACUGCACCAAAAGCCAUGUCCCAGGCUGCUAGAAUGAAGCACCUGUCAUCUUCGUACGGGUCAACCAUUUAUCUUGUGAAAGUAAGUCUAAAAGUCUUCAAUUUGUCAUGCGUGUGCGACCCUUUGUACGCUGAGCUGACCACUACCGCCGUACUUCACCGAUGUCAUGUGUGUGGUUCCUGCACCGGAAAAACAAACUAAGCCGCGUGACUGGAUUACUUAUUACCUGUACGAGGAAGAUACACAUGAUGAUCCACCCAUAAUUGCAGGUCGGGGCGCAAGAACAAGAAGACCGACGCUGGCGAGGGGGACGUGGGUGCUGGUCAGGCCGUAUCACAGAGAGAAAAUCGAUGUAGUGCCACGAAAAGGACAUUUCUCACACACAGGAAAAUAUGGACAGAAAAACACAUCAUCACAAGUGUCUUGCAUUUGCAGUUGCAGGUCCACCUUCACGUGCACGUCUGCCGACCCGCAUGAUUCUGUUUUGAUGUAUAGAUGCGUGAGAAAUUUCAUCUGUUUCGUAGUAGAACUACUACUUCUCUUCUUCAUAUUAAGCUGCUGGUCCCGCUCCCGCUGCGCAACAAGAACCCGCCUCGUCGUCUUCUGCUUUUGUGGAGAAGAAGGCGGAAGAACCGUCUGCCACGGCCCCCAAAGCCGACGUGCCUGCCGCCACCGCCGACCCGCCCGCGGCGAACGCUGUGCCGGGGAAGGAAGCGGCUUCUUCCUCGACCGCCUUCCUGGAAAAGCAGGACACACCGCCGGCGAAAGAAGACGCGACGAAGAUGAAAUCGGCCAAUUCUGAUGGUGGACAGAAACCAACCGAGGCCGAAAAGACGGCUGAAAAAGAAGCUGUUCCGGCCACGGCCGCUGCUGCGCCUGCGUUUUUGGAGAAGAAGGACACGCCGGAAACUGCGGACGCCGAAAAAAUGAUGCCCAAGAAAACCCCUGACGUGUCGGCGAUCGGCAAACCCCCGGUCACCUCCGGGGGCUCCGGCGGGUGGCAGAAAAUCGAAGGGGCGACUGGGGAGAACGAGAGUGCUCAAGCAGUGGAAACGGUUCCCCGCUCCUUGCUUGAUGUAACCCAAGGUUCCAUGGACAUGAGUCGCGGUACUGGUGUGCCUCAGCAGGAGGGCAUCAACGUCGACACGGAGCUCAACGCCGCACAACAACAAACUCAAAAAGAGAGAGAACUUGGGAGUAUUGCGGCGUUAACAGCAAGGAUGCAAGCGCAGGUCACCGGGGAACAAAACGAGAAAGCUUCGGAGGAGCAAGCAAACGAAAGAAUGACAGCCGUGGGUGACCGUGCCGUCCGUCCCAUGCUGCAACAGCUGGAAGAGAGGUUGAAGCUGUUGGACGACGCAGAGCAGCGCACUGAAGAAAAAAUUGCAGCAGAACACAAGGAAAUACACAACGAGGCAACGGCAGCUUCCGUCAAAGCGACAGACAGCUUGCAGAGCGUUUUGGCUUUUCUUAAGCAGGUCGGCAGUCAGUUGGAUAAAGAUGCCAACGCACUUCCGGUCCCAAACCACCAAAAGGAGAAUAAGAAACAAGGCGAUGAACUCGAGAUCGACGAAAACCUGUUUCACAGAGUACAGAGUGCGAUAGAUGGCAGUAACCUUGUGGUGUCCGACACUGUUCGCGAUAAAGAGGCAAUGCUAAUGGGCAAGCUUACUGAACUCCACAACAAUCAUGUGCAUUUGGUUGAAGAUGAGCAAAAGGCCAGGGGAGGCGAACAGGAAAGCCGCAGAAUCUUGCAGGACCCUAGAACCUACUUUGAAUCCGCUACUACGGCCUUAAACAUGGCAAUCAAACAUUUGGAAGACAAAAUGGGUAUUCAAGGCGGGGACACGAAUCAUGCACGGAAGGCGAGCAAUUCUAUUGUUCCUGCUGCUACUGGUGCCCGUGCGCGUGCCCAUCUGCGCGAUUCUAUUGCUCCCCUUCCGGAGCCGGACGACAAUGCUUUUGGUGAUCAUGCUGAACACAACGAUGGCACUGGGGCAGCAUCGCCAUUGGGCGCGGGCAUCAAUGCAUGAUCGGGUGCUUGAGUCCGAAGGAUACAUAAGUAAGAAAUCGAGUGUGCCUUUAUACAUGAUAUACAAGAAAUUGAAAGAUGCGGUGCCCAUGUGGUGCGAGUGGUUUAUAUCCGAAUCAGUAUGGCUACCUCCCAGUCCUCUAAAGAAAAGUUUUUUCUACGAAGUCAUGACAUCAUCCACAUUGUAUCAAUCUCUUCCACGCUGUGCCCCAAGUGAAGGAAACAGAGACGGUGCAGUGCAGCAACGCCGUUUUCUUUUCACGUUUUUGCAAAAUUAAUAGAACAUCAGAGGAGAUUUAGAUUUAUUUUCGACCACCCUCCAGUUGCACAUUCUAAUUCUAUUUAACCUUCACCUAAACUAACCCAAAGAAAGCCGGGCAAGCUAGCAGUCGGCAUUUAUUGGAGCAGCAGCUCCCCCUUCCAUCGGCAUCCCGACAGGUUUGCUUUCUUGCACCCUGUCCGCGGGGUGCUAGUAAGUGGAGUCUGUGUAUUUGAAGGCAACUCGUUGCGCGUUACAUCAUGACCGGACAAAAAUGAUGAAUAACAAGGAUGUACUAGAGGUCUGCACCGCGUCAGCGAUCGUCGCUGCUGACAGCCUUAGUGCUUAGUCAGCGCAUAUAACAAGGGUAAGGAGCGCGCGUCCUCUGAAUGCACACUCCAGCUUGUUUCGUAAGUUGUUGCAGGCACCAGAGGUACGACCAGCAGCGCAGUCACUCUAUUCCUAUAUUCAAAUUCUUAUGGAGCAGGAGCGCUCGCCACCAAGGUCAUGACUGUAAUUCGCUCACGAACUACAAGAAGAGGCGCCUGUAACUGUCGUGUUUUCUGUUUCCCUAAGUAGAAGAACAGAGUAUGUCAGAAACAGAAGCUGAGGCGAGCAGAACAAGUUGGUCCUUGUUCGAGGACCACAAAUUAUUAAGUCGCUUGCGCGACGGCGACACGCAGCGGAGACAAGUCAUCUCGACUUGCUCGACGCACAAUUUAUGCAGGACCUAGUCGACCACGUAUACGUAAGCGUAAUGGAGGAGAUUUACGAUUACAACGCUAUGGAGAUAGAAUAGGUCGGCUGCAAAAAAUAAAAAAGACCCUGGAGGAGAACCGCACAACACCAUGCACACCUCCAGCGGUUAGUUUUUUGUUCUUUUAUUUUCGGCUCUUACAACUACUCAAUUUUGUUUGCGAUUUUACAGUUUACAAUCUCGACCGUAUGACUCACCAUAUCUUGAUUUCUUCCAAAUUCAGAGUGAACUUGUUUUAUUCAUUGCAGACAACUAUUCACUUUUCUUUUCUUUGGCAUAAAAUCCCUAUCGGCAUUUGUUCUAACCCCACUACAUAUAAUAAACUCGCCCAAUAAAACGCGACACGCUCCUCCAUGAGCAUGAUUUUCCAAUAAGUCCAAGCUGUGUAGAAGUGGUUUGAGGAGUAUUAAUAUCGUGCAGAAAAAUCGCCCCUACUCGUCCCCACAUAGCACUUCAGUUGCUCGAUUUGUUUACACAAUAAGGCGCUUGCAUUCAAAGAAACUACUGGGCGCGAGGACCACGACUCAUGAGGCAUAUUAAACGAUUGAGUAGUGAUUGGUCAUGCUAGCCUGCACAAGGACAACGACCAGGGGGCGUGCUCCUUCGCCUUAGCGCUGUGUACUACGAGUGUCAAAGUCAAUCAUGAUGAUGGUAUUGAACACGCAAAGCGCUCUGGUGCAGGACACGAACAGUCCCCGUUCUGGCGUCUGGCAUGACUGCAGGAUUCGAGCAGCAGGUCCAAGUCGCUUUCAAUGUGUGGAGAGGGGGGGAUUUUUCUUGUCGAUACAGAUUCUAUCGAGGAGUAGUUCUUUCCGAAGACCAGUCUCCAUCAAGGAGUUAGUUCCAAAUGGAAUUCUUUUACUAUGCACACUAUUCUGCUAAGGAAAAGCAAUAUUCUAAAGGAAUAUUUCUCUAUAGGAGUAGUGGUCUGAGGAGCAGUAUUCCACGGAGUCUUUACGUACUAGACUUUGAGGAGUACACUACAGCUUAAAAGCAUUCUAAGGAGCAGUCUCAGAAGCAGGAGCAUCUUCUUGAGGAAUAUCAGUACUUUAAGGAGUAGUCUGUCGCCCCCAACGAUAGACUUUCUUCCAGCUUGACUAGUAUCGAAGAUUUCUGUAACUUUUCUUCUGUAAAUUCAAUUUCAAAUUUUACAUACUUGUACUAUCUAUCAAUCUCAACUCAAAAAAAUUCGUCAAAGGCUCUUCGUAUUUGAAUUUCAAUCAGUGUCAACUAUACCGAGUCUCAAUUUGAGUACCUCAUGAUUUUUACUCAAAUGGUAAACAGAUUUAACAAUCGAGCAAAGGACCCAGCACUGCUUUCGAAUUGAUCCUUGCAUGUGUAUUGUUAAACUUCAUCUUGAAUGUUUAAAAGAUCCAUUGCGAUCAUAUUGCUGUUGCAGCGAAGGCAAGCAAAAACGCCUAUAAUACGUAGCAAAGUUUCGUGAGAAGCAGAAGCUAGUUUACCAGGAUUGCUAUAGCCAGCUCUUUCACGACCGUGAGAUGUGACAUCUUAAUGUCGGUCCAACCUGAGUUGUCGUUGUAAAAGACGGUAGUUUUGACUAUGACGAACUCACAGGCUCCUGCUUUGUAGAACGCAUACUGCUGCACGCAAUCAUCCCUUUGGCACGAAACAAAAGGAAAACGAGAGUUAUCAUAUACUUCCGGAUUCUUAAUCUUACAUUAUUUUCAC